Molecule: messenger RNA, 1707 nt
Organism: Trametes versicolor FP-101664 SS1
Lineage: Eukaryota; Fungi; Basidiomycota; Agaricomycetes; Polyporales; Polyporaceae
Exons: 1
Coding region: 1-1707 (568 amino acids)
Molecular function (GO): protein binding
Source: RefSeq, a predicted model, not a curated record
AUGCUAAAGGUCGAUACUUUGCAGCUGGCACAGUCCGAAGACACUCUGACGAGGGUACUCAUCGAGCUCCGCCACUGCCUGAACUCCCUCGCCCCAGUCGAUCAAAUUCCGCCGGAGAUCCUUGCGCACGUUUUUGAGAAUGUGCUCCAGCUGUCGGGUUGUGAAGGAAAGCCCAAACUAUACCAUGGUGCGACUGAACGCGUACGAACACGCCCACUGCUUUCUCUGUGCCACGUCUCAAGCAGGUGGCGCGCCGUCGCGCUGAACACGCCCUCCCUCUGGACGCGUAUCGACAAUCACAAUGGCGCUCAGCUUAACGCCUUCGUUCAACGUUCUGGUGCCAUGCCGCUAUCGCUCCACCUGCUUACCCAAGACGCUGAGCGCCUGGAUCACCUCCUGCAAGAGGAGGGCCACCGCAUUCGGCGGCUCAACCUGACGGAAUAUCCGCACUGGGUGGAUCCCCCAACUCACCUUCAAUUCGCAGCUCCGCUGCUUGAAUGCCUCACGAUCACCUCCGAAUGCGCGCCUGUGCGAAACGACGAAUCCGAAGCGACUCCGAUCCUCUUCAGCGAGCGCGUCUCUAACCUGAGAGCCUUCGCCCUCCGGCCGCUGUACAUGUGGAUCCCUGGUGGCAAUCACUUUCCACAUCUGACACACCUUUACCUGGGGACCUUCCACGGACGCAUCCUCUACGAUGACACCAUGCGCUACCUGACGUCGCUGUUCUCGAACACCCCUGCCCUCGAAUACCUAUUCUUCUCGGGGCUCCAGGCCGCGGCUGUGCUCACCGUCACCUCCACGCGGGCCGUUCUCCCAUCUCUGCGAGCGUUCACAUGCAUCGACAGCGACCUCGCUGCAACGCUCCUCCUCUUGCAGCGCGUCGAGCUCCCAGAGAAUGUGCUGGUGCGUCUGGACGACCUACACGUCCACAACCAAGACCCGGGUGAUGACACGUACCUGCCCUGCCGCUUGGCGUCUGAGCGCUUCGUCGCGAGCUUCACCCGCCUUGAGAUCGCCGCAGACGACAAUGACCUCCACCUCGUCGCGGAGGGCCCGCGCUCGGGGCUCUGGAUCCGCGCAACGUGCACUGCCGAUGACCUCGAGGACCAGUGGGCGCAGUGGGUCGCCACGCUGCACGCGAUGCUCCCGCUCGCGCGCAUCCGCACCCUGCACGUCUCCCUCCUGAACCAGGCCGUGAUCCCGCACCACCUCCUCGCGCACAUGCCCGACCUUACCACGCUCGCCGUUCGCAUCCACCCGGACUACCACGAUAUGGAUGAGGACAUGUGUUGGGGGCUGCUGGAUGAGAUCUUCCGGGCGCUCUCCGCGGACACGCCGCUCGUGUGCCCCGCGCUCGAGAGCGUUGGCAUCGAGAUCUGGGGCGGGGACCCGGAGGACUUCCGCCUCCCGCCGGCGUCGGAGGCCAUGCGGCGCAUGGUGCGCGCGCGCACGCGUGCGGGGAAGCCGCUCCGCCGCCUCUUGCUGCAGCCGCACCUGGAGCGCGACCUGGAGUCGCCGGAGAUGGCGGAGAUGUUCCGCGCGGCGCUCGCGCUAAUCAAGAGGGACGUCGAGCACGUCGAGCUGGUGAGGGAUGCGGAGUCGGUGUGUCCGUUCAAGAUGAGCGAUGUGUGGAAGAUGGACGCGUUCGAGAAGUAUUGGGAGCUGUUAGACGACGAGAGGCCUCGGUAUAACAUCUCCUGGCUGUAA